Molecule: messenger RNA, 1584 nt
Organism: Mya arenaria
Lineage: Eukaryota; Metazoa; Mollusca; Bivalvia; Myida; Myidae
Product: 5'-nucleotidase domain-containing protein 1-like
Exons: 12
Coding region: 26-1420 (464 amino acids)
Molecular function (GO): 5'-nucleotidase activity
Source: RefSeq, a predicted model, not a curated record
CUACCUUUAUAGUAGGAUUGGCGAGAUGUCGAAGUUAUGCCUUAAAGAUUUUGAUGCAUACGGAUUUGACCUCGACCACACACUUGCAAAGUACAACUUAGUGAACCAAAUACAGCUAACAUAUAACAGUCUAGUCGACUUUCUUGUACACCAACGAGGGUAUGACCCAGAGAUCCGGACUGAUGUUGGACUUCACAAGGAUUUUAUUUGCAAGGGUUUAUUUGUUGAUACUGAACAAGGCAACAUAAUAAAGCUGUCUCAUUCUGGGAAGAUUCUAAGGGGCAGUCAUGGUAUGGGUAUGUUAUCACAGGAAGAGCUGGUCUCAGCCUAUGGUCCAAACCUCAUAUGGGAGCAUUAUGAGCAUGCGAGGGAGGCAGUCAGAGCUAGAGCUGGAAAUCAGAAGUUCGCAUUUUGGGAGAAUUAUUUUGAUGUUCCUGGAAUUUUGGUAGCAGCCCAGGUUAUUGACUACUUAGACAAAAAGAAUGGUAGUCCACUGCCCAGUUAUCGAGAACUCAUCUGGAAAGAUCUCCUGGCAGCAUUUGAGCACAACUACAGAUUUCAGGCUUUUGAAGAGACGUCGGGGUAUUUCUUCCCUGUCCUAAAGCAAACCCCUAGCAAGUACUACCAGCCGAGUAGCGAGGGAGUGAAGCAGUGGUUGUUGGACCUCAAACAGAACAACAAGUGUGUCUUCCUCACAACAUCAUCACAUAUAGACUAUGCCAGCCUAACCGCCUCCACCAUUUUAGGGGAAGACUGGAAGUCAUACUUUGAUAUAAUUGUUACCAACGCCAGAAAACCAGGCUUCUUUCAGGACCAAAAACCAUUCCUUUCUCUAGAUGGUGUCAAAGAACACGAGGUUGUAGACUAUAACAGUCUUCAGCAACAUGGUGUUUAUUCUAGUGGUAACCAUAGUGAUCUCGAGAAAUUCAUUUCCAAAUUAACCGGAGCAGAUAAACCAAAGGUUGUAUACUUUGGAGACAGCCUGUGUUCUGAUGCAUUUCCAGUCAAGACCCUGACUAACUGGGACCUGAUUCUUGUGUUGGAGGAGAUGGAAGCGGAGGGAUACCAUCCCCAUGACAACACGCACCACUACUGGGAACCGGAGGAACGUGACAGGAAAAUAGUUCGAAAUGUUAACCUGUGUGUGGACGAGGAAGAGGAGGCGUAUCUGCUGUCGCAGCAGUGGGGAUCGUUUUUCUACCACCCCGAGGCCGACCCCCUUCACGACCGACACAUGAACACGUUCUGGGGGGAACUCAUCACCAAGUACACCGACAUCGCCAUCCCCAGCAUGGAGUACAUUGCCGGUUUACCACUGGACCAUCAGUUUACCCGGUUUGACCACAGUGUUGAUGGCAGCACAGACGGAUUCUCUCCCGCUAAACCGAAACCGUUACUACCACUUGUGCUGUCUGAUUAAAGCGUUUUUUGUGAAAUACGACUUGCUUAUUAUUAUUUAAACUGCCGAGGGUUUCCAGUGUUCACAAUUUCUCUUUUAAACGUGUUCAGGCGCAUGGUUCUGUUUUUGGUUCUAUUUGUUAUUUUCCUUUGAUAUGCUCAGGUUGUAUAAACUUAUUUACAAUU